Molecule: messenger RNA, 2800 nt
Organism: Hypanus sabinus (Atlantic stingray)
Lineage: Eukaryota; Metazoa; Chordata; Chondrichthyes; Myliobatiformes; Dasyatidae
Exons: 5
Coding region: 117-833 (238 amino acids)
Molecular function (GO): peroxiredoxin activity
Source: RefSeq, a predicted model, not a curated record
GGGGGUAGGAGUUAUUGACGGAUCGGCUCGGGUCGGCAUCUUGAUCUGAACGGACAGUUCGUGCUAAAGCGGAAAUAUUACGUCACCUCCGAUUUGUGCGGGUCCUUGAAGUCGCCAUGAGUCGGGCUUGGUCGGUGCUCGGAACCCAGGGGUGGCGGUCUUUCACACUGGCAUCAAGAUGGACAAGAGGAUGGUCUGUUGCUUCCAACAAGGAUUAUAGUACAAAACCUGAGAACCCUUUACGCCCCAUCAGCAGGUACCCUGUUCCAUAUAAAAAGGACCUGCCAUAUGAUAUUGUUGAACUGAUGGAAGAGGUGGAAACCAAGGUUGGAUUUUUGCCAAAUAUAUUUAAAGCACUUUCCUUUCGGCCUGUGGAAUUCAGGGCAUUCUUUGCCUACUACAAUGCUAUAAUGAACAAAGAAACAGGAAAUCUCAGCAAAGCAGAUCGGGAGCUUAUUAUUGUGGCGACAAGUGCAAAUAACUUUUGCCCCUACUGCGUGAUAGCACACUGUGCCCUACAUCGCCUUUAUUCAAAAAAUCCCACUCUGGCAGAUCAGGUCGUUGUGAACAGGCAGUUGGCUGAUCUGGACGAUCGACAGCGGGCCAUGUUGGAUUUUGCCCUUGUCGUGAGCAAAGCUGAAAACAUCAGUGAAGACCACCUCAAAAACUUGGAGAAGCAUGGAUUUGAUAAAGAGGAUGUCUGGGAUAUCGGCACCAUAGCGGCAUUCUUUGCAAUGUCUAACCGCCUGGCUCAUCUCAUUGACCUGCGUCCAAAUGAAGAAUUUUAUACAUUGGGAAGAUUGCUUAAGGACAAAGGAAAAAAGGAGGGUUAAGAGAACUGGUUUUGAGGUCUUUGAUUUCAACCAGAUGCUUAUUUUGAUAAUAGCUCAGUAUGUUUAAUGAUGAGAAUGUUUUGGAAUCCUUAGCUUUGAGUCUUGCAAAAUGCAACGUGAAAACUAGAAGGGAAAAGGAUGAUUGCUGUGCAAAUCUGCAAUUAAUCCAGAUCCAGGAUGCCAAAUGCAGUUUGUAAAUGUAGAAACAUAACCAUUUGCAUUUAUUGUCAGAGUACCAAGUUGGGUGAUGGGAUUGCACUCUCUUCUGUAUCAUAGACUAGUGUGCAAAUUAUAUCAGUUCUCUAUGUCUAGAAACCUCCAAGUUCUAAAAGAUAAUUUCUAGAAUAUUACAGUGAAUCAAGGUGAAUCAAACUAAUCCAAGAGUUAACUGUGUCCUUCGUAUUAUGGGUAUGAAUGGAUAAAUAUUAAACCUUGUUGGUUCCUGUUUGGGGGUUUUUGGAAAAUUAAGCUAACCAGAGUACAAUUUUGGUUUGUUGAAUUUCAGAGAUAUUCCAUUUAAAUGGAAUUUUAGUACAACAGAUUUGAUCUUAAAUACAAAAAAAAAACAGCUAAAGAGGAAGUCUGAUUCUUUUGAUUGAAAAGAAUCUCCUGAAAUGGAAGAGAGAGUGAGAAAUGAUGACACGAGACUCUGCAGAUUCUGGUAAUCUUGAGCAACACUCAAGUGUCUGAAACAUUGACUCUAUUCAUUUCCAUGGGUGCUGCCUGACCUGCUGAGUUCCUUCUAAGUAUAGUACUUAGACUUUGUGUAAAUAGUAAAAAUAAAAUCACCCUGAAUGUAAGGAAGGGCUUGAGAAACAUUGGCUUUUUUUGAAGACUAUGAAAUGUUUGGAUAGUGAACAGCAAGCGGUUUUCUGUGAAUUAAUAAUUUACUCAGAUCAAGAUAUUAUCAAAGAAAAAGAGAAAAUUCCUUUUUUUUGGACAAAAGUAGCUACUUGUAAGAAUGACAUCACAGUAAUACACAACAGAAACACACCCUUCAACCCACAACUCUAUGUUGAUCACAUCAUCUUCACUGUGUUCAGCUGAUAACUCUCCAAAACCCUUCCGUCCAUGUAUCUAUCCAAAUGACUCUUAAAUGGUACCCACCUCAACCACUUUCUCUGGCAGCUCAUGCCAGCUACUCAGUAUGCUCUGUGUAAAGAAAUUCCCUCUCUGGCCUCUCUGUUAGAUCUAUCCCCUUUUUAUCUGUGCCCUCUGGUUUUGGAUUUCCCAACCCUGGGGAAAAGACUUUGAGAAAAUCGAUAUAACACAUGAAGGAGAAGAGAUUUUAAAAUGGGAUUGAAAUCAAAAGUGGACCUGGAGCAACUUCUUAAGCCCAUCACCCUUGAAGGGGAUAGACCGCUGAGAGCAGCUCACCAGAGUCUUCUGUCCUUGGCGAGUCUUUAGGUAUUUUAAGGUAUAGCCCACUGGAGACCCUUCCUCUCACACGGAUGGGGUCUUUGGAGCUUCUGUUGGCUGGGUUUUUAUGGGAAGGGGUUGCCAGCCCAUGCCUAACCCUCCUUUCACAGCCAGGCUUGGGAUUGUCCAUGGUGGAAUAGGUGUCAGUUAAUUAGGAAGCUUUUGCAAUUGAAUUUAAAACAUCAAUUUUAACAAAACUCAAACAUGUUGACACCAUAAAUCAGUUUACUUCUGAUUUUAAUUCUAAGUGUGGAAUAAGUAAAAGGAAACCAAUGGAAUGGCAACCUGAAUUGACACAGUUUGAAUCAGCAGCUUAUGAAUGCAAUGCAAUUCAUUGUUUAUCUUCUGUAUUUUUAUUCAGAAAAUAUAAUUUUUGGUGAAAAACAAGAGGGCAAAUCAAUUAGAAACCACAUUCAGCAAAGGAAAACAGUCUGUGCUGCUUAUGUCGUGCGUUCCUUCUCAGGAUAUUUUCUUAUGGUUAAACUGGUCUCAAUGGAAGAGAAAGUGUUUCAGAAACAAAUAAAUAAACUUUUCUCUGGCUUCCAGAA